Messenger RNA from Suillus bovinus, 891 nucleotides. RefSeq lists its product as uncharacterized. Bases 1 to 891 code for a protein of 296 amino acids. The transcript is spliced from 3 exons. NCBI's taxonomy places the organism in Eukaryota, Fungi, Basidiomycota, Agaricomycetes, Boletales, Suillaceae. The record is from RefSeq and is a predicted model, not a curated record.
AUGCAGGGUCACGGGCUGACUUACGCCAGAUCGCCCAAAACACUACUGGAUAAGAACAGAAGGGUAAUCGUCGUUCUAGCUGGUCAACCACAGGAUGACGGCUGGCAGCUUACAACAUCCCAAGCCUGCGCUGCAAUGGAGAUUGCACGGGAACGUUGCACCUUCAAGCUAUCUGAUACCCAUCACCGGCGGGGAUUCUACCCAUGCCUGGGUGUUGGAGUCUCAUAUGGGGGUGGUCAACAGGAGCCGGACAAUCUUCAACACUCCAACAGAAACCAAGAGGAGCUUCGGGCACUUCUGUCUGAACCAACCAUUCAAAGGUUGGCAGGUUUUGGUAGUAGCAUACUUUGUCAUUAUGCACCCAAGGUCCAUAGGGUGUAUACUGACACCAAAGCAUCUCUCAAGAGUAUGCACGCGCAUCUCACGUGGAAUUUUCGUAAUAGUGUUUUUGCUGCUGCCACGUUCAAUCUUGGACCCGCCACCGUCACCUUUGAUCACACCGACAAUGUAAAUUUUGCCAGUGGGAUGUGUAGCAUUACUGCCCUAGGAAAUUUCGACCCAAUCACUGGCGGCCACUUGGUCCUGUUUGACCUUGGACUCAUCAUCCAAUUUCCGCCCGGUGCCACCAUUCUGAUCCCCUCGGCCAUUCUACGGCAUGGAAACAUCCCUAUUUCUUCGCUGGAGAAAAGGUUAUCUUUUACUCAAUAUUUUGCAGGGGGUCUCGUCAGAUGGGUUGAGUAUGGAUUCCGCACAGAAAAGGCUUUUAAGCAGCAAAGUCCUGAGGCAUGGCGUGAAGCCCAAGUUCAGCGCCUGACCCGUGUUGAGCACGCGGCUCGGUAUUUUUCGAUUUUCGAGGAGUUGGAAAAGGACCAUAGUGAGUAUACACUAUGA